AUGUCUCGAUCACAGCUCCUGACGCCAGAGCAGACAGCCGCCCUCUUUGACAUUCUCAUUCAUCAUGAGACGUACUCCGAAAUCGAAGCGUUCAAGUCCACAGACGGCGUCCUUACACAUGGCUUUCCCUUUCGCAAUGAAGAGCAGCAAGAUCGCGCGGCCCAACGCCACGACAUUGCUGCGCCAGCACCGAACAGUGGCGGCGGCUUGACGGGCUUCGCGCUCAGCCUCUGGGGACGCUCCGGCAGCUCAGGCGUAACGCCGACGCCCUCGGCGCCCGACUCACCGCGCGCAUACACGCCGCCGGUCGGCGAGCUAUCACUCGGGAGCGAUGCUAGCGACGCCGAGGGCGAUGAGGAGGACGCUAGCACACUAUCGGCACUGCCGGUCAUGCAGCUGCUCACCUCGACGUUUGUGAUGCGGCUGCCGGCCUUGAAGACUCUGCCGAGGGACUUUUGGGCUGUGCGCGUGCAGGGCCUGCUGAGCCGCUUCGCGGAGGCUGAUCUGUCGGAAAGCUAUGACAAAGGGACGAUGGGGGCGCGCAAGACGCUGUCUUCGGGCUCGGGGUCUGUCAUUGAGAUGAUUUCGAGGGGAUUUCUCGGCGGCGUUGGGAGGAGGGGUGACCAAAGCUCAGAACCGACAACGGAAGAGCUAACGAAGAGGAGUUACAAUCUUCAUGACGGCCAGGAGCUUAUUCGCGCGUGGGAGGAUGUCCUAGAGGGGCUGGUUUACGGCGACUUGGUGGAUAACAUGUUUGACUACCUCGCCAAGACGGAUAAGCUAGAGGAGCACUCGGUCGCCGUCGACGCGUCUAGCAGUUAUAUUGUUCUCCAUCUCGCCGCGCUGCUGCACCACAUCUUUGUACUGACCCCCGACGGACAGUACCUGCUCAAGCUGCUAGAUAAUGUCCACGGGUUGGUUCCCUACAAGAUGAUUAAGCAGACGUUACGCAUCGGCAACGCCGCCACUAUGAUGAGCGGCAUGAUACGGCUGCUGCUGGCCAAGCUUAGCGUCACCGGCCUGACUAACUGGCUAGGCGUUACCCAAAAUGACGACGACGGCAUGAACUUAUUGCAAAACAUCAUUUCCCUGGUGCUGUCGCGGGAUGCGAGCGAAUUUAAAAAGAUUAUACACCGCAUCGACAAGAUGCAGGCAAAGGACGGCGCGCCGAGCGAGGAGAUGCUCGAGGCGAUUCAGGCGCACGCCGCGAGCGGCAAGGCAGAGCACUCGGCGUUGAGGAAGGCGAGCCUCGAAGCCAAAGAAUCCAUCGUUGUGGCGAUGCUUAAGGCGCGCGACCCGACGCUCGUGGAACAGCUCAGCGAGAAGCAGCACGCGCUAUGUCUCCAAUACUACUCGGCUUUGCUGUCGAUCCGCGACCGCGAUGCCAUCACCAGGGUGCUGUGUCGCCAGCCGCCAGACCUUUUCACUAAAGCGCUGAAGGAGGUAGCCGCCGCUUACAACCCCAUGAUUCGCAUUGUGCACGAGCGCGUCGACCUAGGAGACCACCUGCAGGAUCUGCAAGAGUUCAUCACCCAAUUUGUGCGCGUGAGCACGCACGAUAGCGGCGCUGCCACGGUCGAAGACUACGUCAAGCUGCUCAACGACCACAAGCCGCUGCUACACAAGUUUGUCCACGCCGUUGCUAAGAACUGUCCCCAAGUGUGGCGUGACAUACGCGAGUGGAGCAAUGCAUCUAUUGUGCGUUUCAGGCAGCAGAUGGCAUCGGAUGCAACGAGGAGCGCUAUGGAUGAGUCCCUUGAUGGACUCGUCUCUGGGCUAGACGACGUCGCGCGUGCCAAGGUACUCGCCGCCGUCAACGCCCAUGCGAGCUACCUCGCGACGCUCAAGAAGGGCUCGGAUGCGCGUCUCACACAGCUAGCCGCGCAAAAGACUAGCAGCAGCGGUAGCGGUAGCUGGGGACCUGGCAUAUACCUCGCGCGCUGGCAGGAUAUCCUCGACGACACGCUCAUCACGCCGGCCAGCGCUGCACAGCCGGCCGCGGUGCGGCGCGGCGCAGACGUGCGACACUUGGCAACGCUGGGCAAAACGGGGGUUGCGGGCGGCGACCUCGUGGCGGAGCAGACGGCGGGUGGCCAGAGGACGGUGCCGCGGGCGCCGGACGUGAGUAUCGUGGUAGAGAAAUUGGGUGAGGCGUUUACGGCGCUGAUGCAGGCUGUGAAUAUGGAAAGAAGAGUGUUUGGGAAGAAGUAG
Messenger RNA from Beauveria bassiana ARSEF 2860, 2211 nucleotides. RefSeq names its product PX domain-containing protein. The record is from RefSeq and is a predicted model, not a curated record. Bases 1 to 2211 code for a protein of 736 amino acids. The transcript has a single exon. Lineage: Eukaryota; Fungi; Ascomycota; Sordariomycetes; Hypocreales; Cordycipitaceae. Gene Ontology annotation, molecular function: phosphatidylinositol binding.